This is a messenger RNA of Coffea eugenioides, 1445 nucleotides long. RefSeq lists its product as uncharacterized. The record is from RefSeq and is a predicted model, not a curated record. The coding region runs from base 75 to 1190 and encodes 371 amino acids. The transcript is spliced from 7 exons. NCBI's taxonomy places the organism in Eukaryota, Viridiplantae, Streptophyta, Magnoliopsida, Gentianales, Rubiaceae.
GAAUGGUUUUGCCCAACCGCAACUGCUAAUCCGGACUCCCAAAGCCAAGCACAGCAAUAGAGCCUGAUCAUACUAUGGAGGAGAAGCCAGGCAAUGACGCGAAACAACUGGAAAUCUUUGAAGUUGGCCCUUGUGCAGAUGGCUACAGCAUGGGAUUCUUGAUAGGCCACAGGUUCUCCGGACAGAUAAGAAGUAGGCUUGCCACAGACCUUAUCCUUCAAAACCGGCUGCUGCCAUUUGCUCAAACUCCUCAAGGCCACAAGCUCAUCAAAGCUUUAUCUGAAAAUAACCAGAAAAAGUUCCCCAAUUACUGGAAUGAACUUCUGGGAACUGCUCAAGGAAGUGGGGUGCCAUUUCUUGAUAUUUUGCUGCUCAACUUCAGGAAGGAAAUACUUCCAUUUAUACCGAAAUCCGAAGCAGAUUUGAGUUCGAGGGACGAUAACAAUGAUGAUUGCUCUGAUAUACUUGUGGUUAGUGAUUACAUGGCUAUUGCAGCUCAUAAUGAGGAUGCAAAUGUUGCUUUAAUAGGCCACACGCUUGAAAUGAAAUGCCGCUGCAGGUAUUUGAUCAAGGGAAUACUUCCAAAUGGACUAUGUUUCACUGCUUAUACAUAUGCAGGAGAGCUUCCAAGCUGUGCCUUUGCCUUUAAUAGUCUUGGAUUGGCAUUUACGCUGAACUCUGUACCGCCGUCUCAGUCUGAGAUUGUGGCUGGUGGGAUUGGCCGGAACUUCAUUUCGAGAGACUUGCUUGAAGCCGAGAGCAUGGAUGAUGCCUUAACCAGAAUUCGUUCAUCAGAAGUUUCCGUGGGACACAGUUACAAUCUGAUUGACACAGGGACGCGGAGAAUUUUGAACGUGGAAACUGCAUCAAGAACUCGAGUUUCCGUACUUGAGGUUGGGGAAACUCCAUUCUUCCAUGCAAAUAUGUACCUUCAUCUUCAAGUUCACCAGGUACAGGAUGAGAAUUCACUGACUAGACAAAAAAGUGCUGCUCUACUGCCAAAGAGUUCAAAAAUUGAUUUCCUUUCGCUCCUUGGAGACACAAGUGAUAAAACAUACCCCAUUUAUAUGACAGGACCAGUACUUUACACCCUCUGUACGGUUCUUAUUGAUUUAGAUGACAAUACUCUAUCGAUUACAGAAGGGAACCCAAAGCAAAGAGAACCCUCGUAUGUGUUUUCAAUGUCAUAAAAGCAGCUGGACAUAUCCCCAGAGAAGAAGAUUCGCAUGUUGUCAAGCAAAAAGCAAGGUCUAUGACUUCUUAAUCUUGUUGUAGUAGUCUGCCUAAGCGCUGAUGCUCAUUAACUCGUGGUUUUGCAAGGGAGGUGUUUCCCUUCUUGGAUCUCUUGCUUUCAUCUUCCGUUUUUAGUGUUCUACCUCUUACUUGGAUGCAAAUUAUGAAGUCUUGUCUUUCCCAAACAAAGGAGAAGACGAAUUUAUCUGCAA